Messenger RNA from Mandrillus leucophaeus (drill), 3899 nucleotides. It is a transcript of the gene LIMK2, whose product is annotated as LIM domain kinase 2. Lineage: Eukaryota; Metazoa; Chordata; Mammalia; Primates; Cercopithecidae. The transcript has 15 exons. The record is from RefSeq and is a predicted model, not a curated record. Gene Ontology annotation, cellular component: nucleus; cytoplasm. Bases 407 to 2260 code for a protein of 617 amino acids. Gene Ontology annotation, biological process: protein phosphorylation; actin cytoskeleton organization. Gene Ontology annotation, molecular function: protein serine/threonine kinase activity; protein binding; ATP binding.
UUCCUCCCUCCCUCCCUCAUUCAGGGGUGGGACUGAAGAAGAAGGCUAACUUGACAGCAGCGCUUCUUUCUUAGCUAGUCACCGGCCCUUGCUCAAGAAUGCCAGUGUGUAUGUAGCCUCCUCAAAGAGGUCGUUUUCUCCGAGGCCAGAGGGGCCGCCUGAGCUUCUAAGAACUAGGGAGGAGCCAUCCCAGCCAUGAGCCCCUGUGGGAAUCUGCUGGGGGGCAAGUGGCCUGGAGUCCUCAGGCUCCUCCAGCUGCUCCGGAGGGAGAGGUGAACUCAGGGCAGCCUGCCUGCAGCCAGAGGUGUUGGGAGCCCUGGGCCUGUCAUGGUGGCCAUCUACAGCCGGCCCGAGGCACUCAUAGACGGAUUUGCAGCUGAGCCUGUUUAUCUGGUGUGGGAAGAAGAUGGGGAGUUACUUGUCAGUCCCGGCUUACUUCACCUCCAGAGACCCAUUUCGGUGUUCAGAAUGCCAGGAUUCCCUCACCAACUGGUACUACGAGAAAGAUGGGAAGCUCUACUGCCCCAAGGACUACUGGGGGAAGUUUGGGGAGUUCUGUCAUGGGUGCUCCCUGCUGAUGACAGGGCCUUUUAUGGUGGCUGGGGAGUUCAAGUACCACCCAGAGUGCUUUGCCUGUAUGAGCUGCAAGGUGAUCAUCGAGGAUGGGGAUGCAUAUGCACUGGUGCAGCACGCCACCCUCUACUGUGGGAAGUGCCACAAUGAGGUGGUGCUGGCACCCAUGUUUGAGAGACUCUCCACAGAGUCUGUUCAGGACCAGCUGCCCUACUCUGUCACGCUCAUCUCCAUGCCAGCCACCACUGAAGGCAGGCGGGGCUUCUCUGUGUCCGUGGAGAGUGCCUGCUCCAACUACGCCACCACUGUGCAAGUGAAAGAGGUCAACCGGAUGCACAUCAGUCCCAACAAUCGCAAUGCCAUCCACCCUGGGGACCGCAUCCUGGAGAUCAAUGGGACCCCGGUCCGCACACUUCGAGUGGAGGAGGUGGAGGAUGCAAUUAGCCAGACGAGCCAGACACUUCAGCUGUUGAUUGAACAUGACCCCGUCUCCCAACGCCUGGACCAGCUGCGGCUGGAGGCCCGGCUCGCUCCUCACAUGCAGAAUGCCGGACACCCCCACACCCUCAGCACCCUGGACACCAAGGAGAAUCUGGAGGGGACACUGAGGAGACGUUCCCUGAGGCGCAGUAACAGCAUCUCCAGGUCCCCUGGCCCCAGCUCCCCAAAGGAGCCCCUGCUGUUCAGCCGUGACAUCAGCCGCUCAGAAUCCCUUCGUUGUUCCAGCAGCUAUUCACAGCAGAUCUUCCGGCCCUGUGACCUAAUCCACGGGGAGGUCCUGGGGAAGGGCUUCUUUGGGCAGGCUAUCAAGGUGACACACAAAGCCACGGGCAAAGUGAUGGUCAUGAAAGAGUUAAUUCGAUGUGAUGAGGAGACCCAGAAAACUUUUCUGACUGAGGUGAAAGUGAUGCGCAGCCUGGACCACCCCAAUGUGCUCAAGUUCAUUGGUGUGCUGUACAAGGAUAAGAAGCUGAACCUGCUGACAGAGUACAUUGAGGGGGGCACACUGAAGGACUUCCUGCGCAAUAUGGAUCCGUUCCCCUGGCAGCAGAAGGUCAGGUUUGCCAAAGGAAUUGCCUCCGGAAUGGCCUAUUUGCACUCAAUGUGUAUCAUCCACCGGGAUCUGAACUCUCACAACUGCCUCAUCAAGUUGGACAAGACUGUGGUGGUGGCAGACUUUGGGCUGUCACGGCUCAUAGUGGAAGAGAGGAAAAGGCCCCCCAUGGAGAAGGCCACCACCAAGAAACGCACCUUGCGCAAGAAUGACCGCAAGAAGCGCUACACGGUGGUGGGAAACCCCUACUGGAUGGCCCCUGAGAUGCUGAAUGGAAAGAGCUAUGAUGAGACGGUGGAUAUCUUCUCCUUUGGGAUCGUUCUCUGUGAGAUCAUUGGGCAGGUGUAUGCAGAUCCUGACUGCCUUCCCCGAACACUGGACUUUGGCCUCAACGUGAAGCUUUUCUGGGAGAAGUUUGUUCCCACAGAUUGUCCCCCAGCCUUCUUCCCCCUGGCCGCCAUCUGCUGCAGACUGGAGCCUGAGAGCAGACCAGCAUUCUCAAAACUGGAGGACUCCUUUGAGGCCCUCUCCCUAUACCUGGGGGAGCUGGGCAUCCCACUGCCUGCAGAGCUGGAGGAGUUGGACCACACUGUGAGCAUGCAGUACGGCCUGACCCGGGACUCACCUCCCUAGCCCUGGCCCAGCCCCCUGCAGGGGGGUGUUCUACAGCCAGCAUUGCCCCUCUGCGCCCCAUCCCUGCUGUGAGCAGGGCCGUCCGGGUUUCCUGUGGAUUGGCGGCCUGUUUAGAAGCAGAACAAGCCAUUCCUACUACCUCCCCAGGAGGCAAGUGAGCGCAGCACCAGGGAAAUGUAUCUCCACAGGUUCUGGGGCCUAGUUACUGUCUGUAAAUCCAAUACUUGCCUGAAAGCUGUGAAGAAGAAAAAAAAAAGCCUGGCCUUUGGGCCAGGAGGAAUCUGUUACUCAGAUCCACCCAGGAACUCCCUGGCAGUGGAUUGUGGGAGGCUGUCGCUUACACUAAUCAGCAUGACCUGGACCUGCUGGGCAGGAUCCCAGGGUGAACCUGCCUGUGAACUCUGAAGUCACUAGUCCAGCUGGGUGCAGGAGGACUUCAAGCGUGUGGACGAAAGAAAGACUGGUGGCCAGAAGGCACUCAAAGGGUGUGAAAAAGACAGUGAUGCUCCCCCUUUCCACUCCAGAUCCUGCCCUUCCUGGAGCAAGGUUGAGGGAGUAGGUUUUGAAGAGUCCCUUAAUAUGUGGUAGAACAGGCCAGGAGUUAGAGAAAGGGCUGACUUCUGUUUACCUGCUCACUGGCUCUAACCAGCCCAGGGCCCACAUCAAUGUGAGGGGAAGCCUCCACCUCAUGUUUUCAACUUACUACUGGAAACUGGCUGAGAACUUAACAGGCAACAUCCUUUCUGUCUGCAACAGUCACAAGCACAGGAAGAGGCUAGGGGACUAGAAAGAGGCCCUGCCCUCUAGAAAGCUCAGAUCUUGGCUUCUGUUACUCAUACUCUGGUGGGCUCCUUAGUCAGAUGCCUAAGACAUUUUGCCUAAAGCUAGAUGGGUUCUGGAGGAUAGUGGCUUGUCACAGGCCUAGAGUCUGAGGGAGGGGAGUGGGAGUCUCAGCAAUCUCUUGGUCUUGGCCUCAUGGCAACCAUUGCUCACCCUUCAGCAUGCCUGGUUUAGGCAGCAGCUUGGGCUGGGAAGAGGUGGUGGCAGAGUCCCAAAGCUGAGAUGCUGAGAGAGACAGCUCCCUGAGCUGGGCCAUCUGACUUCUACCUCCCAUGUUUGCUCUCCCAGCUCAUGAGCUCCUGGGCAGCAUCCUCCUGAGCCACAUCUGCAGGUACUAGAAAACCUCCAUCUUGGCUCCCAGAGCUCUAGGAACUCUUCAUCACAACUAGAUUUGCCUCUUCUAAGUGUCUGUGAGCUUGCACCAUAUUUAAUAAAUUGGGAAAGGGUUUGGUGUAUUAAUGCAAUGUGUGGUGGUUGUAUUGGAGCAGGGGGAAUUGAUAAAGGAGUGGUUGCUGUUAAUAUUAUCUUCUUGUUAUAUCUAUUGGGUGGUAUGUGAAAUAUUGUACAUAGACCUGAUGAGUUGUGGGACCAGAUGUCAUCUCUGGUCAGAGUUUACUUGAUAUAUAGACUGUACUUCUGUGUGAAGUUUGCAAGCUUGCUGUAGGGCUGAGCCCUGAACUCCCAGCAGCAGCACAGUUCAGCAUUGUGUGGCUGGUUGUUUCCCGGCUGUCCCCAGCAAGUGUAGGAGUGGUGGGCCUGAACGGGGCCAUUGAUCAAACUAAAUAAAUUAAGCAGUUAA